CAGCUUUUGUUUCAUCGGCUGGGUUGUACAGAAACAUGCAUGUAUAACAGAAGAGUCCUUUUUUUCUAUUCUGUUUACUAGUUUUAUUAAGACUACAUAACCCACAUUUAAAAAGUGUUUACCCCCUUUACCAGAUGCUUAUCCCUAAAUGCCCUCAAACAACUUGAUCUGGUCAUUUUCUUUUUCUCUGUCAAUGCUGUGCCAACUCCUCCAGCUUUACAAAUAUGAUAAGACCAAAGCUGCAAGAACUCUCCCAGCACUAUGGUAAUGGUUAACCAGAUAAUUCAUUUAGGGGUGGGAAAAAAAACAGUCAGAAGUUAUCCGGUCUUAUUUCUGUGCUUUACCGCCUUCAAUGAGUUGGAUUAAUUCAUAGCAGGACUGAGAAUGGAGGAGACAUUGCAACAAGAGAGAGAAGAGUCAGAAAAUAUUAAUCAGAAUGAGGAACAAGGUGGGAUCCGUCGCCGGUUACGGGACAGGGAUCUUCUGAGGAAAAGAAAAGCUGAAGCAGAAGAGAAAGAGACUAACCAGUGGGUUUUAGGGGUGGAGAGCCAGAGGAAAAGACCCAGGGUUGUGAGUGGCACAAAGAGGAGAGGGAGGCCCAAGAAGAGUGAGCUCACGCCGGAGAGACCUAUCAUUCAGGAGGAGGCGACAGGGCCUCAGGAAGCUCCUGCAGUAGUGGUGGUGCCUGAACCGGCUGAGGUCAUCCAAGUUCAAGCACCAGGAUCUCUUCUAGCUGUGGAAUCACAACCUUCAUCUUGCUUUGCUCCCCCUGAUCCUCUACCAGUGUUUGGAGACAUCCAAAAUCCUGUCUUUGGUCCUUCUCCGACUCAUCCAACCCCAGUUAUCCCGACUCCAGCUCUUUUUUCACCUUCACCUCCUGCUCCAGCUCCCUCUAAAAUCCCUGAUAUGGCUCCAAUCCCUGUCCAAGAUUUGACUCCGGUUCCAGAAGCUGUUCCAGUCCCAGUCCCAGCACCAGUCAUAAUCCUAGACCCCUUUCCAGCUGCACAAGAGUCACAAGUGAGGGAGGCCAUUGACCAGAUCCAUGUUGAAGACGUGGGCCCAGAUGAGGAGACAGACAUCCACUCAUCUCAAGACAAAAUAGCUGAGGAAGAUUUGAUUGAGCCAGUGUCCAUCAACGUCCCUGAACAAAACGAAAUGUUCUCAAUUCCCACCUUGUCCUCGACACCUCCUCCACAAAAAUAUUUCCCAUGAAAUGCAUUUUAAUUAUCUAAGACAUACUUUUCAGAUACUUCCUCUGCUCCGACUACAUCAUUUUCGGUCAAAGUUUGUGUUUGAGUAUUGUUUUGGUUAGUGUGCAUCCAUCCUGUUUCAAACACAUUGAGCAUAUUUAUUUUUGGUUUCUGCUUCACUGCGAAGCUCAGGGAUUCUAUUUUGUAUUUUUGCAUUCAAUAAACAACACAUUUUGCCUGCUUUAAAAAAAAGAAGAAGGAUUUGGUAUAAAUCCCUGGUGGUAAUGAUGUUUUUGGAAUUACAGAUUUAUUUGAUAGAAUUUUGUAAAGUUGUUUUCCACCAAAUAAAGUGCAUUCUUACAUCUGA
This is a messenger RNA of Eleginops maclovinus (Patagonian blennie), 1557 nucleotides long. It is a transcript of the gene hemgn, whose product is annotated as hemogen. NCBI's taxonomy places the organism in Eukaryota, Metazoa, Chordata, Actinopteri, Perciformes, Eleginopidae. The record is from RefSeq and is a predicted model, not a curated record. The transcript is spliced from 4 exons. The coding region runs from base 385 to 1212 and encodes 275 amino acids.